AUGUCAGAUUUUUACGAUGAAGUAAAUUUCUCUUAUUCCUCGCCACGUUUUCGCGGGAUCUUAUCACGUCUCUGGACUUUGCAGAUCAACUCCCUCCAAGAUGCGAUACAGGAAUUCGACGGGAACGUCGCGAGAAUAUCGGACAUGCAUUCGCGCUCGCUGAACGCCAUGGACGACGCUCUCACGCAGCAGAACGCCGCCGCCCUCGACGAGCUCGUCGCCAACACCAGGAUGCUCAGCAACCAGCUGAGGAACCGCAUCCAGGCUCUGGCGAAGCAGCCCACACCUCCUGGACAAGACGCGCGGAUACGACAAAAUCAGACGCAACUUGUUAGGACACGGUUUAUGGAGGUUCUCCAACGGUAUCAGGAAAUGGAGCGGGAUUACCGCGCGAGGUACCGGCAACGGGUAGAGCGACAGUUCAAAAUUGUGAAACCCGACGCGACCCCUGAGGAAAUUUCGGCAGUCGUCGAUGACGAUGACGGGCAAGGUGGACAAUUGACCUCUACGACGCGCUACCGCGAGUCGAGGCUCGCUUACAACGAGGUACAAGAACGGCAUCAAGAUAUUCGCAAAAUCGAAAACACCCUUGCUGAGCUCGCGACACUGUUUAACGACAUGGACACUCUUGUUCUCCAGCAGGGAGAAGCCAUCGACCAGAUUGAGCAGUCUGCCACUCGAGUCGAGCAUGACACAGAACAGGGGCUGAAACAGACAGAGAUAGCGGUCAAGCAUGCGCGCUCGGCGCGCAAAAAGCGCUGGAUGUGCUUCUUCAUCUUUUUGCUCGUCAUUGCCAUCCUUGCCAUCGUUCUCGGUGUUGUGUUGGGCAAGAAGUGA
Heterobasidion irregulare TC 32-1 is the source of this 837-nucleotide messenger RNA. RefSeq lists its product as uncharacterized. The record is from RefSeq and is a predicted model, not a curated record. The coding region runs from base 1 to 837 and encodes 278 amino acids. The transcript is spliced from 6 exons. Gene Ontology annotation, molecular function: SNARE binding; SNAP receptor activity. Gene Ontology annotation, biological process: exocytosis; vesicle fusion; intracellular protein transport. Gene Ontology annotation, cellular component: endomembrane system; SNARE complex; plasma membrane. NCBI's taxonomy places the organism in Eukaryota, Fungi, Basidiomycota, Agaricomycetes, Russulales, Bondarzewiaceae.